AUGGAGUCAACAAAUUGGGGAGCAUAUCAUUGCUUAACACUUUGUACUUUUCGUGAUACAAAAACACGACCUUCAAUGGAUUUGGUGUUAUGGAAACUUUUAAAAGCAUUGGAACUACAUGAACUUGAGGAAGCUUAUGAAUUGCAAGAAUUUGUGGAAGCAUUGGUAUUGCAAGAAAUUUUGGAAGCUUUGGAAUUGCAGGAAUUUGAGAAAGCAUGUGAAUUGCAAGAACUUGAAGAAGCAUUAGGAUUGCAAAAGCUUGUGGAGAUGUUGCAAGAGCAGGAAUUCGCAGAAGUAUCCAUGUUGAAAGAAUCUGAGGAAGCUUUGGAAUUACAUAAACUUGCGGAAACAUUGGAAUUGCAUAAACUUGGGGAAAUAUUGAACCUGCAAGCAGACUAUGCGAUCAUAAAAGUCAUACAUAUGAUGACAAAUGCCCUUCCAACAUAUACUACCAAAGAGGAAUUAUACUCACAUCUCUCUACUGGAAUCCUUGUUGAUGAAAGCAAAGUGUGGUUUUCUAUAGAUGAUAAUGGAAAGAAUCAAGAAAUGAUAUCUGCAAUGAAGUUCAUGAAUCCAGAUCCAAACAAAUUUAAAGCCAUCUCUUACCUUGAAUCUCGAUUCCGGAAGGUAGCAAAGAUUUUGAAUGUCUCGAAGGUUGAUAUGCAAGUGGUGGUCAGAACAAAUUUUUUAUCAUCCGAUGUCAUAUAUGCAGCUUACCUCACCAAUAGUAAAAGAAGAGAUGUUGAAAUCAAAAUUUUUCUAGAACAAAUUUAUGUGGAUUCUUAUUCCCGAAAAGAUGAAGUGGUUAUUGAAGGUAUCCUGUUUUUGCCAAAAAAGAAGUUUGAUGGUAAAAAAAUCAGCAAACAAGAUGUUAUGAAUCCCCCAACAUGGGAAAAUUUAUUACCAAACGACUACCAACAACUCCUAGAUGGUGCACGUAGAAAGAUUAAGGAAAACCCUCAAAAUCACGUUCCUAUCAAAACCAAAUGGCAUGCAUACUCUGUUCUUUCCAAGGGUGUUUACAUUAAAGUCACGGGUUCUAAAGAUAUUGAUGUGUGGUUUUGGAUAAACGAUUUAAAUGGAAAGAAAUGUUGUAUGUUAUCACCAGAGUUGAUUCAGUCUUCCUCAUCAGACGAGCUCAAACUUAAAUAUCUAUUUAAAUCACGAUUCAGAUAUGUAUUGGUAUUAAAAUCUUCACCUUCAUAUACACCCCGCAUGUCAUUGAAGAUUAUAGAUUCUUUUUUGUCAACAAAUACUAGUUAUUCGUGUUACCUCGUUUAUAAGAUACAAGGACAUGUGGAGAAUCCAGUUAUUGUGGGAAUUACACAACGCAUGUCCAGAAAACCACACAAUGAAAACAAACGAUGGUAUAAUCAGCAAAAUAUUGUGUAUUUGAGUACACCUCAGAGCCAAGUAAUAGGAGAACUGAGUGGUUAUAAAGAAUCUCAUAGCACAAUGAACAAAACCAACAUGAUAGCAUAUCCAAGAAGGAGGAGUGAUGAUUGGUGGGAGGUGAAGUUAGGGGAAUUUAUUACAUUUGAUGAUGCUGGUGAUAAUGAAAAGUGGAUCCAAAAUUUUCUUCCAUGGAUAUCUACGUGCCUACCUUGUCUUCCGUGUGUGUCCGACCUUACACGUGACGGGGAUGAUUAUGUUGCAACCAAAUUCGCUUCUUUAUGCCUUGAUUGUGACCCACUGAUUAACAUAGAUAUGGACUGGAGAGGCCUCAGACAUUGUGAUUUCAAUAUGCCAGAGAUCAUUGUGGAAGGUUUUUUGUUACAGGAGGAAGCACGCCUAGAACAAGAACAUGCUAGAUUAGCAUCUGUUCAAUCACCACCUGCUGCUCUUACACUCCAUAUUACAGAAGAAUACAAAGGGGAUGAUAAGCUGCAAGUGGGAAACGGGACAAACCAUACUCAAAGGGGAUGUUAAACACAAUCUCUAUCGGCUGCCUCAUACCAUAUCAAAACCUCAUUCAAUGGCAUUUACCGGUGUUCGUACAUCCUUACAUGGCUGGCAUAAACGUUUGGCACACCCGCAUGAACCUAUUCUGCGUAAACUUGUGACUUCAUUUAAUCUUCCUGUUUCAUCAAAUAAAUUUCCAAGUGUUUGUGACUCCUGUCAACUUGGAAAAAGUCAUCGCUUUCAUCUUGCAUCUUCGCAUGUUACAUCUUCUGCACCU
Molecule: messenger RNA, 2179 nt
Organism: Lactuca virosa
Lineage: Eukaryota; Viridiplantae; Streptophyta; Magnoliopsida; Asterales; Asteraceae
Source: the annotation of a GenBank genome assembly